AUGCUCAGCACGAUCCCAACCCCCGAUCGGCAAACCAUCUCCUCUGCCACCGGCACCCUUUCCUUCAUCAUUUGGCUUUUCGCACAAUCCCCCCAAUUAUACGAGAACUAUCGUCGGGGCUCCAUUGACGGCUUAUCCUCCGUGUUUCUCACACAAUGGAUGCUCGGUGACGCCACUAAUCUUCUCGGGUGCAUCUUGACCCAACAGCUUCCAUUCCAGAUUGCUGUAGCCACCUACUUUUGCUGCAUCGACGUGUGCAUCAUGCUCCAAUACGCUUACUACUGGAACAAAGCAACGAGGCAAAGGAAGAGGGGUAGGCACAGCAGAAGGCAGAGUUUGACAUAUGCAAGUAACCCUUACUCUGUUCUUAGCGAGACAAGCGAACUGUUGCCCGGAAGAAGAGGAGUGCUGAGAAGUGCAAGUCAAAGGAGAAGCUUGAGUCAUAGUCAGCAGUUGUUGAGUAGGGAUAUGGUUGCGGAUGGUGCAAAGCAUCACUCCAGAUCGAGACAUCGCCCACCGCAACCAUCGCUGAGUAGGACUGGAUCGAGUGAUACAGUUGCCGCAUUAGCAAAUUAUAGGGCACUAUCGGAUGCUGCGUUGUCCGUGGCACAGUUAGCACAAGAGGUGGCGAGGAGGAGAGAAGCGAUCUUGCAUCGAGCUGAAGGAGGCCAAGAGGACCACUUCUCACAUAGGAAGGGGAGUAGGAGCAAGUCGAGGACGGCGUCUUCUCCUAAUCAUAGUCUGCCGGCGUCUAGGUCAAGGUCGAGAGUGAAUAGCGGGGAGUUGGAACGGGUGGAUCUUGCUGCGAUUGAGCAAGUGGAGAGUGCGGGUAGAGGAAGGGCGAAGAGCGGAUCUAGAUCGAUGAGUGCAAGGAGGAAAGGCUUAGGUGGGGGGAGUAGGGAGUUUGUUCCUUCUGCGUUGAGUCCUACUCGCGAGCAAGCGUCGACCAUGCUGAAUGAACAAGACGAGACAGAGGGCGAGGGAGAAUCGAGUUCUGAAGCAGACUCCAACGCUCCGAUGGUGGACAGCGUAGCCAGCUUAGCAGCCACUACCAACACGAGCAGCAGUACGGAAGCUAGCACCGAGAGUCUGGUGUUGGAACCGAGGGGUAGGGAUAUGGUCAGGACAGCAACGAGGAUCGAGAGUGAAUCUGCGGUAAAUACGCCUGGAGGAGUGAGAAGGGAGGCAACUUUGUCUCCAUCCUCGGUAGGUUCUUCGGAUGGAACUGCGAGACAUGCUUCUCCUCAACCAGCGGCGGGUAUGUCGAGGUCUCAUCACCAGCUUGGACAGUCACAUCCCGACAGCGACGAGGACGAGGAGGAAAAGAUGAAAAAUGUGGCAAGGAGAAAAGGAAAACGAUCGAUGAGAGAAGUCUCUCCUUCUGCGAUGUAUCGGUCUAUCGACGCCCUUGUUUCCACCAACGAUAAGGAAAGAUAUGGGAGUAGGAAACGAACGAUGACACGCAGUUCUUCGUCCCGUUCGCACUCCAAAAGACUAGCUACAAGCCAACUCGUUGGAAUGACUUGGUCGACUUCCACCGCAACUACCGCAGCGGCAGCAGGGGGAAAGAAGAGGGCAGGCACCAAAUCACCCGCAUCGAUGCGUCGAUCCAUCGGAAUGGUUCUACUCGGAAUAAUGCUUCUCUCCUUCCCGCCCACUCUUUCCUCCCCUACACCAACUUAUACCCACACCCUCACCUCCAACUCACCAUUAUCUCUACUGUCACUGCUAGACGAUGGCAGUGUAGCAUCAUGGAAUAGACUCAUCGGCCGGAUCAGCGCUUGGUUAUGCGCUUUACUCUACAUCACCUCGCGCAUUCCGCAGAUCUGGGAAAAUCAUAUCCGUCGUAGCGUAGCAGGACUGAGCAUUUUACUCUUCAUCGCCGCAUUCGCUGGGAAUCUUUUGUACACCAUUUCAGUACUAAGCAAUCCAGAGGCGGUGGGUAAAGGUGCAAGAGUGUAUUUGCAGGAAAGUCUGCCGUUCUUACUGGGGUCAGGUGGAACUUUGGUGUUUGAUCUGAUUAUUGUCGCUCAGUGGUUUGCUUGGCGCAAGAACGAGUGA
Molecule: messenger RNA, 2061 nt
Organism: Ustilago hordei
Lineage: Eukaryota; Fungi; Basidiomycota; Ustilaginomycetes; Ustilaginales; Ustilaginaceae
Exons: 1
Coding region: 1-2061 (686 amino acids)
Source: RefSeq, a predicted model, not a curated record